AUGUUGGCAUUCGCGGUCAGGACGGCGGUGAAGCCCCUGGGCUUCCUCAAGCCCUCCUCGCUGACCAAGGUCGCCAGCCGCUUCAAGGCGCACCAGGAGUCGCUGCCCCGGCUGCCCGUGCCCCCGCUGCAGCAGACCCUGGACCACUACCUGAAGACCCUGCAGCCCAUCGUGAGCGAGGAGGAAUGGGCCCACACCAAGCAGCUGGUGGAGGAGUUCCAGGCUUCAGGGGGCGUCGGAGAGCGCCUGCAGAAGGGGCUGGAGCGCAGGGCCAAGAAGAUGGAGAACUGGCUGUCCGAGUGGUGGCUCAAGACGGCCUACCUCCAGUACCGCCAGCCCCUGGUCAUCUACUCCAGCCCCGGCCUUGUGCUGCCCAGGCAGGACUUUGUGGACCUGCAGGGACAGCUCCGGUUUGCUGCCAAAUUCAUCGAGGGUGUGCUGGACUUCAAGGCCAUGGUUGACAACGAGACCCUCCCCGUGGAGUACCUGGGCGGGAAGCCGCUGUGCAUGAACCAGUACUAUCAGAUCCUGUCCUCCUGCCGUGUGCCAGGCCCCAAGCAGGACUCGGUCAUCAACUUCAGCAAGACCAAGAAGCCGCCCAUGCACAUCACCGUGGUGCACAACUACCAGUUCUUUGAGCUGGACGUGUACCACAGCGACGGGACGCCCCUCACCGCCGACCAGCUCUUCGUGCAGCUGGAGAAGAUCUGGAACUCGUCGCUGCAGACCAACAAAGAGCCCGUGGGCAUCCUCACCUCCAACCACCGCAACUCCUGGGCCAAGGCCUACAACACCCUCAUCAAAGACAAGGUGAACCGGGAGUCGGUGCGCUCCAUCCAGAAGAGCAUCUUCACGGUGUGCCUGGACGCCGUCAUUCCCCGGGUCUCGGAGGACAUGUACCGCAGCCAGGUGGCCGGCCAGAUGCUGCACGGCGGCGGCAGCAAGCUCAACAGCGGCAACCGCUGGUUCGACAAGACGCUGCAGUUCAUCGUGGCAGAAGAUGGCUCCUGUGGGCUCAUCUAUGAGCACGCGGCCGCAGAGGGGCCGCCCAUCAUCUCCCUCGUGGACCACGUCAUCGAGUACACGAAGAAGGCCGAGGUCGUGCGGUCCCCCAUGGUACCCCUGCCCAUGCCCAAGAAGCUGCGGUUCAACAUCACCCCCGAGAUCAAGAAUGACAUCGAGAAGGCCAAGCAGAACCUGAGCAUCAUGAUCCAGGACCUGGACAUGGUCGUGACCGUGUUCCACCACUUCGGCAAGGACUUCCCCAAGUCAGCGAAGCUGAGCCCGGACGCCUUCAUCCAGAUGGCGCUGCAGCUGGCCUACUUCCGGAUCUACGGGCAGGCGUGCGCCACGUACGAGAGCGCCUCCCUGCGCAUGUUCCACCUGGGCCGCACGGACACCAUCCGCUCAGCGUCCACGGAUUCGCUGGCCUUUGUCAAAGCCAUGGAUGACUCCGGCGUGCCGGAGCCCCAGAAGGUGGAGCUGCUGCGGAAGGCCGUGAACGCCCACCGCGCCUACACGGACCGGGCCAUCCGGGGGGAGGCCUUCGACCGGCACCUGCUGGGCCUGAAGCUGCAGGCCAUCGAGGACCUGGUGAGCAUGCCCGACAUCUUCAUGGACACCUCCUACGCCAUCGCCAUGCACUUCAACCUCUCCACCAGCCAGGUCCCCUCCAAGACAGACUGCGUCAUGUUCUUCGGGCCGGUGGUACCCGACGGCUACGGCGUCUGCUACAACCCCAUGGAGUCGCACAUCAACUUCUCGGUGUCGGCCUACAACAGCUGCGCCGAGACCAACGCCGCCCGCAUGGCGCACUACCUGGAGAAGGCGCUCCUGGACAUGCGCGAGCUGCUGCAGAGCCACCCCCGGGCCAAGCUCUGA
Messenger RNA from Pipistrellus nathusii (Nathusius's pipistrelle), 1881 nucleotides. The record is from the annotation of a GenBank genome assembly. NCBI's taxonomy places the organism in Eukaryota, Metazoa, Chordata, Mammalia, Chiroptera, Vespertilionidae.